CGGAUUUGUGACAUUUCAGAGUGAAGAUGUAGUGGACAAAGUUUGCGAAAUUCACUUUCAUGAAAUCAAUAACAAAAUGGUCGAAUGUAAAAAAGCACAGCCCAAAGAAGUGAUGCUUCCAGCGAAUCUGGCCAAAACGCGCACCGCCGGGCGUGGGACAUACGGUUUCCCCGCUGCCGCAUACGCUGCGUACGCAGCCGGUCGUGGCUUUUCCGGCUACCCGAGCUUUGGACUACCGUACCCAACAGUUGACAUCACCAAUGGGCAAUUGACACCAAACAACAACACACCGUUACUGACGCAGGCUCUUUCGGUGAUGAACAACUACCAGGCCGCCGCAGCAGCUGCCGCACAAGGCUUUGGCCCGCCAGCAUCGCCACACACCACCACCACCCGGACCGCAGCCGGCUUCCCGAACGCCAACUCGCCCGGACCGACGAUCGACAUGUACAGCUCGAGCGCGGCGGACAGCGUCGGUUACGUUCAAGCCACCAGCCCGCAGCCAUCCGGAUUCCCAGCGAUCGCCGUCAGCCGUGCCCCGCUAAAUUACAGCCCGGGCCAACUAAUUCCAGCGGCAUUCACCAAUGGCUACCAUUGAAACAAACUAAGCAAUAUUUGAUCACCAUCGCUAGUACUUUGGACUGGAGUUUGAUAAACACAGUAAGCUUGUGAGCGUGAAUUUGCCUAACUAAAAACAUUGAGAAAAAACACUAAGCGUGCAUGAAGCGAGCGAGAAAACACAAAACCACCCGAGCCCAACACAACAUAAAGCACAACAUCCCUUUCUGCAGUGACCCAGUUGAAGUACAGCAGCAGCAACACCGCAACCCAAAGUCUUCGCGCUCUUAUUGUCUGCAGCAUCGGUUGGGCGACUGCUUGCAAGUGGUUACAAGGACGAUAAAUCGUGUUUGUGCCAAGGAAGAAAUUAGUUUCAUUUGGACGGACGAGAAUGCGUAAGAAAUGCGGAGGAAGGAAGGAAACGUACGGUAUGAUACUUUGAUUUGUAAUUAAUUUACCUUACAAUGGGAUGCGGUUUUAAAAGAACCAGGAAAGUGAAAUAAUUUAACACAGAGUUGAGUUAAGGAAUGGGUAAAAAAAAGAUAGUUAUUGAGAUAAAUUCGGUUACAACUGUGACAGUGCCCAAAUGAUCGCUUGUGGAAGCGAAAUGCUUCGAGCGGUAGAAAAACUUUUGAUUUAAUUUUAACGUUAGAAAAUAUUUUACACAUUAUAAAUGCCUUAAAAAUCGAGAAUCGUUAUUGUGUUGAGGCUUAUCUUCGGUGUUUAAUUGUAACUCGUAAGCGAUCAGCAACAAAAUUAAGCAAUAAUUUCCUUGAACCAGCUGGAUUGCCUGUGGUUGUGUGCUGCGUUUUGGUGUAAGUGGUCAAUUAAAGCACACACAUACACAGAAUUCCACAUUUGUUGCCCGGAACAGACUGCACGAAGAGAACGCAAUUGCAGCAAAGUAUGGUGGUGAGCUCACCUUUUUUCCUUUUUUUGUGCGACAGCAACUCAGGAUGGCAUGAAGCAAAGGAAAAACAUUGGCUUCGAGUGUGUGCAAACAUCGUUACCGUUUCUCGAUUUGUCUGUAUUCUGUUUCCUGCUUUUGAAGCACAUAACAUGCACAGCACACACAGUAUUACUGUUGCUGCUAUCUACUGUUGAUGUUGUUGAUGUCUAUCUUCAACUGCACUGCGAAACCUUGUUUGUGUUGUGGCCAUGCACGUAGCUUUUGCUUCUUUAGUGCCCCGUUCGGAAGUCCAAAACAUCGCUUCCUUCCUGCUCUGUCCUCCUUCUUAAGGUUCAAUCUACCACUUGUGUGGAGGACAGCUCAAAGGUGUUCGGGAGAGAGCAAAAGCAAAAAUGAAAACAUGAGCUCACUGCAAAAUUGUGAGUAAAACAACAACUUUAGCAAAACGAAAUGGCAAAUUGCACGAAACAAGCCAAACAAGCAAAUGGUCACGAAAAAGUCAGAUAAUGGAAACGAGUUGAAAAUGAAGUUAAAUAACAACAACAAAAAAACACACCCACAAACACACAAACAGAAAGAAACAAUGUUGCAGCCCAAGGUACGUGCCACAGGCGAGCGCAAUAAACGAUAUAUACAACUCGAUAUACUAAAUUGAAGCAGAAGAGCAAGCAAAAAACAUUCAACCACACACACAAACACACACAUUAUAUACAUAUAAAAAUAUGUUAAGGUAAACAGAAAACAACACACUACAACUUCACUUGUUUAAACUAUGAGCUAAACGAAACAAACAUCAACACGAUUUGUUUUCAAAGAAAAACAACAAAAACAAGAAAAGAAAAGAAAGAAGAGAGAAAAAACACACACACAAACACAAGAAAACCCAAUUUGUUAUUAUGAAUAAUUACUAUUUACUUAAUGUCUUUUUGAAUUUAAGCCAAUUUAAAAAGCAAAUACUUAGCUAAAUGAAAAACAAAAAAAGAAAACAAAAAAGAAAACAAAACAAAGAAUAUUGCAUCGUGCAAAAAAGGAACAAACAAAACAAACAAAAAAUCAUCAAAAGAACCAAAAAUUUACCAUUUCUAAAUGCAAACACAUACAAUACGCCUCCCAAGCUCCGCCUUUCACCUUCUCCUACUCUAUUUUUCCCCUAUUUCCCCUCUAUUCUCCUCAUCAUUAGCUGGAAGACAGACGGACAGAGAUCGAGCUAGAUAUAGAUAUGAAUUCAUUGGUGGACUGCACUGGCCGGUGCACUGUCCUUGGACUGUAAUGCCUCCAUACUGCACUAGGCAAUUGGCAGGUCAAUGUACUCGAGGACAGUAGCGGUUCACCGUUGUAUAGGCAAUCUAACACACGAUUGCAAAGGGCAUAAGCCCCUUUUUUAUCCAUGUGGAUGUGUAUGUGUGCUGCAAGAGGCACACUUUCAGCUGACACUGGACCUCUUCCUUCUUUCCCCUUCCUCCUGCUCAUCAUAGCGAUCCUACCCGACCCAACCAAAACGACAACAAAAAAUCCGAACAAAUAUUUGACCUAAACGAACACACGAAUACACACACUAUCAAUUAUUGAACAAUUAUUACGUUUGCUACAAGCAUAUUAAGAUUAACGUAACUUUUUUUAUAAUGUAAAACAACAAGAAGAAAAAAAGAACAAGAAUGGAAUGCUAGUGGUCUUAGGUAUAAAAAUAUAAAUAUAUGAAUAUAUAUAUUUAUUGAAGACAGAAUACAGGCAGGCGAAUGAUUAGCGGAAAUGCGAGCCAGCGUAAAAACCGUAAAAUCACAUAAACACACCACUUACCCUCCACUGGAGGCCGGCAGGACGUUGAACACAAAAAACAACCAGCAAUUUACAGAAACGUUUUACACACAACGCAACAUUUUUGUGCAAAACACCACACGGCGAGAACAGAAGGACAAUUUUGUUUCAUCUGUUUUGUUCUCGCUCUGUCUCUCUCUGUUAGCAAAAUUGCUAAAUUUGCUAAAAACUGCAACCGACAGUGAUGCUGUGCGGGUGUGUUUUGAGUCUAAGACACAACCAAGCUGAGGGAAAAAAGCUGCAAACAUAUACAUACAAUUUUACCACUUUUAAUCGUCGCUCGUUACUUUUUACUGUUUCUUCUUCGUUUCUAUUCCUGUUUCCUUUUGUCAAACCUUUCCGUGGAAAGGUGAAACGAACAUGGUAAAAUAAUAUAAACAAGGUCAGCUGUGCGUGUGUGUGUGUAUCGACGGGAGGGGAUGGAAAACCAAAUCGUUCGGCAUCGUAAAGCUGAACCAAACUCUCAAAACACUUAAAAAAAUACACACACGCACACAUGCAAGAGCAAAUAUUAUAGUAAUUGAAAUUUUUUCCCCCAAAAAAACAAAGGAAAGAAGUCGAAAAAGAUUGAUGUUUGUAUGAAAUAGAUAUGGAGAAAAUAUUAAGUAAAAGCCCUGAAAAAUGUGGACGGUGAAAACGCAAUAAUUGUUAUAUUAGUACGAUCGGAGAAGCAUUACAUGGGCAGUGGGAAGGCAGAAUUAAGGCAGGAGCUAGUAUAGAGCUGCUGCAGACGAAUCGGGGCUGCCUUGGCCCAAAAAGCUAAUAAAAAUUAUAUAAAAACUUACGACAGUCCUUACGAAGCCACACUACAUUCGGUGGACGUUCCCUCGGUACUGUCUCCGUAACUCUCUCUCCCCCCACAUACACAUCCACACUCUCAUACUCACUACUAUCACUCGUCACUCACACGCCAUCACAGUGUGCUGGGUACAAAAGCAAAUAAAUAAAUCAAUUGAUACACAGCACACUACCCAGUGACGUUCUGGAACUCCACGAUUCAUAUACCAUAGCAAGCUUAAAUAACAUCUACAUCGGUCAAUCCCGAUUUUUCAAAAUUUGGGCAGACAGAGCGAAAACAGGUUAAAAGAAAACAUCCUUCAGGGUUUGAAACACUUUUACACCUUACACCGAAUAAUGGGGUUGAAAAACACUCAACGUAUGCGCACGCUCAUCCACGCCACCUCAUAUUUCACACAUCGCAGUAAUGAAAGGAAAAAUAUACUUCAAACAAGACAACCUUCACAACAAACAACGUCACAUCAUUUUAAGCGAAUCUAAGCGAUACUCCCCCAACCUCCACAAACGAUUCAACUCAUGAAACUCAACCAAAUUAAUGAAAUACGAAGAACGGAAACACGGUGAAGCAAACACAAACCAUCUUUAGCACAUACAUUCGAAAGUAAGCUAGAGGAAGAGGGGGAAAAACAAAACAGAACAGAACAGCAAACCAAAAAUAAAACAACAAAAAAUCACACUUGUAAAAUAUUAUAAAUAUAUAAACUAUGGCGAAAGUGAGGUAACAAUGGGAAAAAAUAACCAUGCAAAGCGAGCAAAGAAAAUAGAGAGCGAAGGUAGAAAACAGAGAACAAAUGAAACCAUCGCGUGGGAAACCGUUUAGGUUAAUAAUACUGGAAGGAUCCCAUUUGCAAGGUAAUAAUAGAUAAAGUGACAGGAUUCCAAUUCCAAGUGAAGAAAUAAAAAAAAAAACAAACGAUGAUUAACAAAACAGAAAACCAAACGCAAGUGAACGAAACGGGGGGCGAUAGAUGGGAAUAGUAAAGAGAACAGCAUGAAUAUGAGAGAGAGAGAAAAGGGAGCGCAGGAGAAAGAGAGAAACAAAAGGGAUUCCCAGCAAAAAAAAGAGAAAAAAAGAACAACACACAUACACAUACAAGCAAACGCGAAAAAAAUGGAGCAAAGCUGUGGGAGAAAGAAACAAAUCUUAGUUAAAUAUAAAUUAUAUUAAAAUUUAAAUUAAAUAAUUGAAGGAAAAAAAGUAAAACAAAUAUUUAAAAAUACUAUGAUAAUAAAUUACAAUUAUUAUAAAUUAAUUUUUAUCAUAACUGAACAAACUGGCACGAGCAGUUAUAAUGGGCCACAAAGAGAAAACAAACAAGCAAAAACGAAAGGAAAAUCCAUGCAGGUCAUACACGCGCUUGCAAAACAUUGGUUCGAGAGCGUGUACGAGUGCGGACGGAAAAGCAAAACAAAACAAAGAAGCAACUGCGGUCUAGGAAAAGAAAAAAAAGCUCUAGGGUAACUUUUGCCAAGUCGGUCUGACUCCCUGUGUGCCGGACACACCCAACCCGCAAACCCUUGUGAGCCUUGUUUGAUUCGGAUUCUGCCUCAGCGGAAUCAUCAAUUUGCCUGGUCAAACUACCUUCUUAGAGUCCGCCGAUCCGGGAAAGGUAUCAUAGUACGUGGGGAUACACCAAACACACAUACAAUACACACACUCACACACACACACCAACACAGACACAUUAAUGAGGGGCGCAACAAGGACACGUUAAGCAUAAUAAAGUAAGCACCAAGAAAAAACCUGUGCCCGUUGGCGUGCUAUCCCGGUCGAUCGCGGUGCCGUUCAGUAUCUCUGUUUCUCUCUCCCAUCUGAUGUAACGAAUGUAACAAACACAAACAGUCACCAACUGCAACAUACAGCAAGCAACAAAUAACGGUUAUAAGAAAACGAAGCAACAACAAAAAAACACACACACAACGUAAGAAACAAACCAUUUUCUCUAACUCUAUGCUAAAUAACGUAAAGUUUAAAACCACAUCCCAGCAAAAAACAAACACACAGAAAUAAGGUAAACCAUACCGUACCGCGCAUACAACUCUAUACCGCAAAACAAAACAAAUGCCUGAUAUGUGAAGCGAAGGAAAGAGACGAGAGGUAAAAAAAAUGCAAAAACCCAAAACCAAAAAAGGAAUGAAUAAAACGCUAAAACCCCACAAUUUUUCUUCAGAAAACAAUAACUUACAAGAGGAAAUCUAACUGAAAUAAAAACAAAACACACUCAUACACACACGCUCACACAAAUCCUCACCAACAGAUAUACUGAAUGAAACAGAAACAAAAACAAAAAAUAACAAAAUGAACAAAUACAAUUAACAAUUGUGAAUUAUGAUGAUUAUUACCAAUUAUUGCUAGCUAGUAAAAGCAGAAAGAAAAAACCAGAAUACCGCUCUCGGUGGUAAACCAAAAACGGUACCAUGGACCCAUGGAACACAAGUAAAAGAAUGGGAUGGAAGAAAGGAGGAAAGAAAAGAAUCCAAAAAAACUAAAACCAAAAAAAAGAAACAAUUCGAUACAUGGAGAUACAUUUACGGGAGCGCAUGCACACUUUAAAACAUAUUCUACUUUUAUUAAGCAACAAAACAACAACAAGAAGAAAAAUGGAGAAGAAGGUAAGCAAGUCCCCACCAACCAAUACAAAAUAAAACAGAAAAAAAGAAAGGAGGUGAAGAAGAAAGAAAAAGAAAAAAAAGGAAGGAAGAAGAAAAAAACAAAAAAAAACAUAACAAAACUCGUUCACUCGGUCACGGUCGAUGAGGGCGCAAUGAGGAUGUGAUGGGAGCUAAAGAGUGUAGACGGUUAAGAGGUGUGGUCCGUGGUCUAGCUUCGGCACCAGGAAUAGCAGUCCAGACCAGUGAAACUGACACAUUUACACAUACACGAAAACAUACAGACACACACACACAUACAAAUGAAAGCGCGCGAGCCCCCGGGGCACUAGCAAAAAAAACCGCGGGGACCAGGCAAAGCAAAGCAAACACAAAAUGAAACAAACAUAAAUACACACACACACAUGCGAUGGAGGCGCACAGGCACGAAUUGCGAAAAAAAAGGAGAACAGAAAUCGAAGUUACAAAGUCGUAAGAGAAGGUACACUUUUUGGGGGAGGGCGAAUGGCAUCACAAGGUGAAAAACAAAAAAGAGCGAAUAAUAAUCAAUUUCACACACAUCAAAGACAAAAAAACCAAAAAAAAAA
This is a messenger RNA of Anopheles stephensi (Asian malaria mosquito), 7278 nucleotides long. RefSeq names its product RNA-binding protein Musashi homolog Rbp6-like. The record is from RefSeq and is a predicted model, not a curated record. The transcript is spliced from 6 exons. The coding region runs from base 77 to 598 and encodes 173 amino acids. Lineage: Eukaryota; Metazoa; Arthropoda; Insecta; Diptera; Culicidae.